CGCCAUGGCCUCCAAGACAGCGAAUCGUACUCCUCCGAAGUCUCGUCGGGAGCCCGAGGGGCGCGUCCCAGGACCAGACAAGUAUUCGGUGCUGUUGCCCACCUACAACAAGCACGAGAACCUGCCGCUCAUCGUGUGGCUGCUAGUGAAGAGCUUCUCAGAGAGUGGAAUCAACUAUGAAAUUAUAAUCAUAGAUGAUGGGAGCCCAGAUGGAACAAGGGAAGUUGCUGAACAGUUGGAGAAGAUCUAUGGAUCAGCCAAAAUUCUUCUAAGACAGCGGGAGAAAAAGUUGGGACUAGGAACUGCAUAUAUACAUGGAAUGAAACAUGCCACAGGAAAUUACAUAAUUAUUAUGGAUGCUGAUCUCUCACACCAUCCAAAAUUUAUUCCUGAAUUCAUUAGGAAGUAAAAGGAAGGUAAUUUUGACAUUGUCUCUGGAACUCGCUACAAAGGCAAUAGAGGUGUUUAUGGCUGGGAUUUGAAAAGAAAAUUAAUCAGGUUAUAUUGAAAAGAAGUUCUACAGAAAUUAAUAGAAAAAUGUGUUUCUAAAGGCUACGUUUUCCAGAUGGAAAUGAUUGUUCCAGCAAGACAGUUGAAUUAUACUAUUGGCGAGGUUCCAAUAACAUUUGUGGAUCGUGUUUACAGUGAAUCCAAGUUGGGAGGAAACGAAAUAGUCUCUUUCUUGAAAGGAUUAUUGACUCUCUUUGCAACUACAUAAUAGAAAGUUAUUUAUUUAUCACGUUCAUUUCAAUUUAAACAGAGGAAACUGGUUGCUGAUUUUUUUUAAUGUACUUAGAGCAUAAAUCAUAGGUAAGAUAAAUUUCAUGCAAAUCUUUUUUUCCGAAGAAG
Pipistrellus kuhlii (Kuhl's pipistrelle) is the source of this 849-nucleotide messenger RNA. Its product is annotated as dolichol-phosphate mannosyltransferase subunit 1-like. Gene Ontology annotation, molecular function: dolichyl-phosphate beta-D-mannosyltransferase activity. Bases 5 to 409 code for a protein of 134 amino acids. Gene Ontology annotation, cellular component: endoplasmic reticulum membrane. Gene Ontology annotation, biological process: protein O-linked glycosylation via mannose; GPI anchor biosynthetic process. NCBI's taxonomy places the organism in Eukaryota, Metazoa, Chordata, Mammalia, Chiroptera, Vespertilionidae. The record is from RefSeq and is a predicted model, not a curated record. The transcript has a single exon.